UUCCUGACACACCGCUCAGUUGAGUCUCAUCAGCACAGGAAGUAAAGCACAAUCCCAACAGUAUGGAGCUAUAACUCAUCCGCAUCAGAGCUGGAUGAUUUGAUCAGAGUGGAGUUUCCUCAUUCCCUCCGUCCUGAGCUGCACUUCGGACUGAGACAUGAACAUGGCCUCCGAUUUUGGAUACAACUUUGUUUUUAAAGUGGUGUUAAUUGGGGAAUCUGGAGUUGGGAAGAGCAACCUGCUGUCCCGAUUCACCAAGAGCGAGUUUAACCACGACAGUCGCACCACCAUCGGGGUGGAAUUCAGCACUCGCAGUGUGCAGCUGGACGGAGUGACCAUUAAAGCACAGAUUUGGGACACAGCCGGUCUGGAGCGCUACAGAGCCAUCACCUCAGCGUAUUACAGAGGUGCGGUUGGAGCCCUGCUGGUGUACGACAUCAGUAAACACCUGACGUACGAGAAUGUGGAGCGGUGGCUGAAGGAGCUGUAUGACCACGCCGACCCUCACAUUGUCAUCAUGCUGGUGGGGAAUAAGAGUGAUCUGGCAACCCAGCGCACCGUCCCCACAGAGGAGGCCCAAGCUUUUGCUGAGAGUAAAGGUCUGCUCUUCAUCGAAACAUCAGCUCUCCAAUCAACCAACGUCGAGAGUGCGUUCCUCCAGGUUCUCUCAGAAAUCCACAGGAAAGUGGCGAGUAAACAGGUAACUCGAGGCUCCAUCAGCGCCGUGACUCUCGGCACCACCGGACCCAUCAUCGAAACGACAGAAGAGAGCCGGAGCUGCUGCAGGAAACAGUGAAGCUCAAAACAUCAUCUUUGUAGAGAUGCCUCCAGCGUUACGAGCUUUAUACAGUCUAACAGUGACGCUGAUCCCUCGGCUUCGUUCCAAUACUGUUCUUCAAUGCACACUUGUCCACUUCCCCUAGAUUCAGUUCCUUUGGCCAGCGAAGCUUCUUCUUAUCAGCUUGAGUGAAAUUUGUUCAAUGAGGAUCAAGUUGAUGUCACAGUAUUCACUCCACUGGGAAACUCUGUAGAAGGUUUUGAACCUCCGAUAGCCAGAGCCAGCAUGAGCCAAGUAAUGGGUUCUGGACACUCUUAAACACAACUAGAACACAACAGAACCUUCUUUUAUUUAUGAGGGUAAAUCAGAGAAUCCAAUAGAAACCUUAAAGACCAUGAAGUUAUCCAUGAAACUUCCAUGACAGACCACCAGAACCACACCAAAAUCCAAACUGGAAAAUCUUGUCAUGGUAUCCAUCACAUUCCUGAAGGUUUCCAUUCAGGAUGUUCCAACAGGACAUCAGAACCCAUUAGCAACCAUUAAACAAACCACCGUGACACAGCACCAGAAACCACAUGAACCCAGUAGAACUCUGUAAAGAUCUCAUUUUAAUCCUCUUCAGGUUUAACUGGUUAAUAUUAUAUUCAGGUUCAUUUCUGUCACCUGAUGAUAAAAUGAACCAGUGGUGGUGUUGAACUUGUGAAAGCUUAGAAAGAUACAGUGUGAUGUAUUAUUUGCACUGUGUUUAUAUUAUCAUACAGGAAACUUAAACACAUGUUAGCAGCCUAGCAGUGGAUUAGCAUAAUGAGCUCAUGGGUAAGAGGGGAAAUGGGAACUUCCUGACGUCUGAGAUGGAACGAUUUAUUUAAACUUGGAAUUCUCUGUUUUAUGUCAAAUACAGGAGGAGAAUUGAGACUUUUGGGUUUUUUUUUAAUUAAAUGUGCUUGUUUUAUUUUCAGCACUGUUUUCAGUAAAUUAGCGUAGCCUACAUCCUACUUUCAAUCUUUAAAUAAAUUGAACACAAACUGAACAGCUUUACUGAGCGUUUAUAAACAGGUGUUUGAGAUGUUGUUAUAUGAACACAAACGAGCGCUAGUUUCCUGUGAGCAGCCAUUUUAAUCCUGAACGUCACCAGCUCAGGGUUGUGCUGAUGUUCUGUGGCGGGAAACAGGAAGUUCACAGUUUAAUAUAAUGUGAAAGGUGAAAACAUUCUCAUUUCUCACAGAGAAAUCAGCACCUUUUAUUUUAAACUCGCAUCUCAGAUUUGCGUUACCUUAGUAAAUACGCUAACACGUUUUAGCAAGCUUUCACUUUAAGGAAAAUCACAGCACGUUUUUCAGUCACUCAGGAUCGAGUGUGUUCCUGGUGAAUAACACACGGCGAUACACAACUGUGUGACGUAAAGCUUCGGAGUUGCUCAGGGAAGUGGAUGAAUGUGUGUUGAAUAUGGUAUUGGAACCCAGGGCGGGGUUUGGAUCAUGUGAUGGUUGCUGAUUUUUUUUAUUAAAUGUGAUUUUAUUUUGGAGCCGUAUAAAACACGAUUCGUGACGAUGGUGUAAAGUCAACGAUGUCAUGUGUGAUGUUUAAUCACGUUUCUGCUUUAAUGAGCUGGAACGAAGUUAUGUAUUUUGAACUGAUGUGACGCAGAGAAGCCGCUCCUACAGAAACGGUUUACAUGAUGUUCGUAUUGUUUUUGUUUGUUGUUUUAAAAAGCAAAGCUGUCACCACAAAAAAAACCCCUAAAAUUCUAAUAUUUUAAUAUGAAUUUUUUUUCAGUAUGAACUGUAGAAUUCUAUAAAUCUCAUUCCCACUGUGACAAUUCACCAAAAAUAAACAUUAAAAUAUUGACAUA
Neoarius graeffei (lesser salmon catfish) is the source of this 2630-nucleotide messenger RNA. It is a transcript of the gene rab25a, whose product is annotated as RAB25, member RAS oncogene family a. Gene Ontology annotation, biological process: exocytosis. Gene Ontology annotation, cellular component: recycling endosome. Gene Ontology annotation, molecular function: GTPase activity; GTP binding. Lineage: Eukaryota; Metazoa; Chordata; Actinopteri; Siluriformes; Ariidae. The transcript is spliced from 5 exons. Bases 158 to 796 code for a protein of 212 amino acids. The record is from RefSeq and is a predicted model, not a curated record.